Messenger RNA from Sphaeramia orbicularis (orbiculate cardinalfish), 945 nucleotides. RefSeq lists its product as uncharacterized. The transcript is spliced from 7 exons. The record is from RefSeq and is a predicted model, not a curated record. The coding region runs from base 1 to 945 and encodes 314 amino acids. NCBI's taxonomy places the organism in Eukaryota, Metazoa, Chordata, Actinopteri, Kurtiformes, Apogonidae.
AUGGCUGAACAUAAUAAAGGCCGCCUUGCUGCGAUAGUGGUGUCUGUCCUUGGCUAUGCAAUAAGCCUGGUGUUUAAUGGUCUGUCAGUGGUUGGAGUUGGUGUCUAUUCUACAACCACGGCCAAUGUUUCUGCUGUGUUCGACACCCAGAUCACCCCCUCGGGAUGGACCUUCAACAUCUGGAGUGUCAUCUACGUCUGGCUGACAGCGAUGAUUAUCUACAUCCUCACAGGCCUUUGCAGAAAAAAUGGUUAUGGCUAUGUUUACUGUAGCCCCCCAGUGCUGCCUUAUGGAUUCUUCAUCAAUUGGUGCCUCAAUCUGUGCUUUAAUAUCGGCUGGUUGAUUGUUUGGGACAGAGGAACGAUGCUUGCUGCAUUAAUAUUUCUCCUCCUGGUCAUCUUUACAAACUACUCCAUGGUGUUCUUCAUCUGUCAUGGACUCUACAUUUAUGGACCCUGGCUAAAAAAAUAUCACAAAGUAGAUCUGUGGCUGCACCGGGUGUUGAUUCAGAAUGGUGUGAUGAUCUACACAACGUGGACAACCAUUGCAACUUUAAUCAAUCUGACCAUUGUGCUGACUUACAACACAAAGAUGUCCCCAACAGACGCUGCCACCAUUGCUUACUCUUGUUUGGCUGCUUUGUUGGUAGUGUGGUUUAUUGUGGAAAACUUUGUGCUUGACAAACAUGUGCGGUACAUCCUCAUCAUCUACCCUGUUGUUAUUUGGGCACUGUCUGGAAAUCUGGACAAAAACUUUGAUGCUCAAUCACCAAAUCGCAAUGGCAUCUUUAUUGUGGUGCUCCUGGCCGUAGCCUGUUUGCUGUUUGUCAUACGUGUUAUUUUGGUGAUUUGGAGGCACAAGAAACAGCCACUCUACCAAGACGUCAACCCAGAGGCGAUGGAACCAAUGGCGACAGCCGCGAAGCAGAAAAAGAUAUUCAAAUAA